This is a messenger RNA of Durusdinium trenchii, 2080 nucleotides long. The record is from the annotation of a GenBank genome assembly. NCBI's taxonomy places the organism in Eukaryota, Dinophyceae, Suessiales, Symbiodiniaceae.
UGAAGACAUUCAGCUUAGACAUGAAUCAUUGCCAUGGCAAAUGGUCGAUGGGCAGCUGUGUGUGGAUGUGAAGCAUUCAAGAACUCCAGCGGACAUGCCCUCAGUCCUUUGACAGAUGCCUUGCAGCGCCUUGCGGACGUAGGGCGAUGUUGGGAUCUAGCGCGGAAGAUCCCGCCGGAGCUCUAUGCUGCAGCCCAUGUGGUCUUUCAGGCCUUUCAAGCUGAAGCAUCGCAGGGCAAGGAUCCAAACAUCGCCGCCACCAGAUGUGCUCCUGGAGCAUUCACUGCAAUGCUAGUUCUACUGCUUUUGUGGGAAGCUCAUGAUGCCCCAGAUGAGCUUGUUGACACAGCUCUUGAUAUUAUCCUCCCAAUUGAGCAGACCAUUGUGGCUCCUGCUAUGACAGCGCUGGGCACAGCCGGAGUCCUGGACUGCAAUAGAUUUGGCAACAUCCAAGACGGGUGGUGGCCAGGAGUUUUGGACCUCCGGUGGCUCCGGCGCCUGACGAGUCGCUUGUCACGGAAGCGAGCAGCCUGGCAGCUUUUGGCUGAAACUGGCCAAGAGCCCUGGCAUGAAAGAGAGGUGGCAGAGCAAAGAUUCUUUGCCGAGGCUGAGUUCAACUUGGACAGGCCGAGCCUUUGUCUGUGUAUUUUACAUGGGGAGGGUGCAGCAACACUUCGUGAGACUUUGGAGUCUUACAAGGACGGCGGGCUGCUGGAAAUGGCGCGACGACGAUUCGUCGUCUUCUUGAAAUCACUCCAAGAGGACGUCUUGGACCAGGCAGUGCAUUGUUGGCGUCAAGAGGUGGCGAAACUGUAUGAUUUGGAGCCUAUUGUGCCAGUAAAAGAUUGGCCAGACCCUUUCAUCAGGAAACACCAGAGACACGGAAAUCCAGGUGCUGCCAUGGCAGCUUGUGCCAGCACUUGUGAUCAGGAGUAUUUGCUUUUUUUGGAGGAUGACUUCCAGCUUGUGACGAGGCCAGCAGAACUGGUCCAACACCGCUUCAAGGCUGCAUUCCACAUGCUGAAUGAGACUGCAAAUGAGGCGAUGAAGAUCUUUGGCGUGCAUUUGAGACACAAACUAUUCUUCGGGCCACCCUUCUAUGAGAUGCUGACAGCGAGGCAGCACGGUGAACCACCAUCACCCUAUACUGCAUGGUACUUCCACCCUGAUCCAGUGGCCGCGUCUUUUCCUGACAACCUGUGGGAGCCUCCAUUUUGGGAUUCUGGCGACGAGUGCGACUCGAAUCGUAGAUCUUGGCACAAGAGCUUGCAAUUUCAGCACCUUCCUGCAUUUCACUCAGAACAGUCAAGACAGACCAUGCCAGCGGCUGUCCCUCCCGGUGACGAAGCCGCUGCACGUGUUUGGUGGUGUGGAAGCAAAUCCUCCCUGCUUUGCACUUCUACCGCGGCACAUCGUGACCCCUUCCGCAGUCUUAUGUAUAGUACAAACCCAAUGCUUUUUCGCACAGAGACAUGGCGCCUACAUGUGAUGAGUUACAUGACACUCUUGCAGGACUUGCGAGCGGUCGAGGAGGCCUUCACAAGCUCAUAUACGUGGCGCGUUGAUCCGAGCUUUGUGCUUGGCUUAUCCCUGGGUCUCUUCCGGCAUCGACGAUUGGAUCGGAGGUGGGGCCAACGAUGAAUGUGGUUGAAUGGGUUCGGCGGAUUCGGCAUCCAAAAUCCAAAACCUAAUAUAUAAACAAUCUAUAACAAGAUUGGACGAGGGCAACAUGCAGCAGCAAGAUAUUGUGUAUGAUUGAUUAUGACUAUGAGUUGGAGCUAAGUUUCAGUAAAUUUGGUCACUUGGUCUUUGUGCAUCGUUCGCACUGUGGGCUGGGAGAAAUGUGUGUGUCAAUGUGGCUUACACUAAUCUCGUCAGAGGAGUAUGCCUGAUUCCAAUGAAGAUCCGCUCGCUGCCGGUUGCAUUCAGGCAGCUAGUUCGGACAGCCCCUGGAUCCAAGCAAAAAGACGGCUGCCGUGCUUUCUUUUCAUUUGCCAAGAAUCAAAGGUAGAUGAGAUUGUUGGCCCUCGGCCUGAGCUUCUUGGCUCAAAGGGAUGUCAAGGCAAUACUGUAGAUUGAA